Gryllus bimaculatus (two-spotted cricket) is the source of this 4144-nucleotide messenger RNA. NCBI's taxonomy places the organism in Eukaryota, Metazoa, Arthropoda, Insecta, Orthoptera, Gryllidae. The record is from the annotation of a GenBank genome assembly.
CGUCAGUAAUCACGCCACUACCCUCCCUUUGAAAGUGUGAUUCUGAUUGGACGACGGUGUACGACCAAAAAUACGGCUAUUCUGUCGUGGUGUUUUCACGAAGUUCAGUGUUCGCACAUUUUGACAUAACAUUCGUGAGUGUUAUUUAACGUUAUCAUCAUAUUUUUGUGUAAGUAUGCAUUCUUUUAUAAGAUAUAAUACAUUUUACAUGAAAUGUUUGUGAAUAUCAAGUAAUGUGGCGUGUGUUUUCUAUAUAGUAUCACCGUAUCGUAUAAUUGUGUUUACUUGCAAACGUGGUGUUGUGGUUGAUUUGCAGUGCUGCAGUUUUAUAAAACAAAUGACAAUGCACAAAUCCAGCGGCAAAUCUUGCUUAUUCGUGUUGUUUUGUGUCGCCCUUGUGGCGCCUUAACCUAUACAUGGUACAAUGAACUCCAUCUGGGACAUUGUCGCCGCAGUGUAUUCUAUUGCCGCAGUUUAGUAUAUUGACAUUAAAAAAUCACAGUGCACGAAAUAAUGGAAACUGCGGCGGUUGAUUGUAGGUAGCUCGUAAAGAAAUUGUCCCUGGCACGACGAAAAUGAACAUGACGGACGACGGCUGCGCCAUGACGAGCUUCUGGAUCGACGGCACCCUCGGCGCCAUCAAGGCCAUCGCCUUCGUGUGCGACAUCAUCACCUACCCGGUCUACCUGCUCAUCCAGCGGCCCUGGGAGAAGAAGCGCCUCUCCCGGCGGAUGAAGGCGGAGCCGGUGGCGCUGGAGGAGCGGUCGGUGACGUACCGCAGCGUGGACGCGCCGCGCGCCAUGCACGUGCGGCUGCGGCGCGAGGGCGUGGACACGCUGGACAAGAUGCUGCAGUUCGUGGCGCGCGUGCACGGCGCCAAGCGCUGCCUGGGCACGCGCGAGAUCCUGGCCGAGGAGGACGAGCCGCAGGCCAACGGGCGCGUCUUCAAGAAGUACCUGCUGGGCGACUACCGCUGGCGCUCCUUCGAGGAGGUGGAGCGCAUCGCCGCCAACUUCGGGCGCGGGCUGCGCGAGCUCGGCCAGUCGCCCCGGCACAACAUCGUCAUCUUCGCCGAGACGCGCGCCGAUUGUGACGAUUUAUGCAACCCUUGGAGAAGAAGCAAUUGCUCAUGGAAUAAACGAAACUGAAGUUUCAGUUGUUAUCACAAGCCACGACUUGCUUCCGAAAUUCAAAAAAAUUCUAGCCAUGACUCCGAAAGUACAAAUGCUAAUUUACAUGGAAGAUCAGCUUAAAAAGACAGACACGAGUGGCUUCAAAGAAGGUGUAGCAAUUAUUCCAUACGCAGAAGUAUUAAAGAAGGGAAGCGCUUCCAAGAAAGAGGCAAGUCCUCCAAGUCCUGAUGAUAUUGCAAUAAUUAUGUACACCAGUGGAUCAACAGGAGUACCAAAAGGAGUAUUAUUAACACACAGAAACAUACUAAGGUGCAUGCAAGCAUUUUCAGAUGCAGUGGACAUCUAUGAUGAUGAUGUAUUCCUUGGCUUCCUGCCUUUGGCUCACGUCUUCGAAAUUUUGGCAGAGUCUGUGUGUUUACUGUGUGGAGUGUCGAUAGGUUAUUCUACUCCUUUGACAAUGAUAGACACAUCAAGUAAAAUAAAGAAGGGUACAAAGGGUGAUGCAUCAGUCUUGAAACCGACUUGCCUUACAUCUGUUCCUCUUAUUCUGGAUCGCAUUUCCAAAGGCAUCAGUGACAAAGUAUCGAAAGGUUCUCCUUUCCAAAGGGCAUUAUUUAACUUUGCCUAUGAAUACAGACGUAAAUGGAUGAAGCGGGGAUUUGAUACCCCUCUUAUUAAUAGAGUGGUGUUCAGCAAGUCAAGGCAGCUGGUGGGAGGCCGGGUGAGGCUCAUCUUGUCUGGUGGAGCUCCCCUCUCUCCAGAUACUCACGAACUCAUUAAAGUGUGUCUGUGUGUGACAGUAACUCAGGGUUAUGGGCUUACGGAAACCUGUGCUUGUGCAACAGUAAUGGACAGACAUGACCGGUCAACUGGUAGAGUUGGUGGACCGACGACAGUCUGUGACAUUAAACUGGUAGACUGGGAGGAAGGUAACUACCGUGUCACUGACAAACCUUUCCCACGAGGAGAAAUUGUUAUUGGAGGAGAAAACAUCUCACCUGGUUAUUACAAGAUGCCAGAAAAGACAAAAGAAGACUUCUUUGAUGAAGAUGGUAAACGGUGGUUUCGCACUGGUGACAUUGGUGAAGUCCAGAGUGACGGUGUUAUCAAAAUCAUCGACCGUAAGAAGGAUUUAGUGAAGCUGCAACUUGGAGAGUAUGUGUCGCUAGGCAAAGUGGAAGCAGAGCUAAAGACUUGCCCAUUAGUAGAGAACAUCUGUGUUUACGGAGACUCGACAAAAACAUACACAGUAGCCCUGGUUGUGCCGAACCAACAACAUCUAGAGACUUUAGGCACCAAACUGGGUCUGGCUGAUCUAGCAUUUGAGCAAUUAUGUUCUAAUUCUGCUGUAGAGAAGGCAGUACUCCAAGAAUUGGUUGACCAUGGCAAGAAAUGCAAGCUGGAAAAGUUUGAAGUUCCUGCUGCCAUCAAAUUGUGCACUGAAGUGUGGUCCCCAGACAUGGGUCUUGUGACAGCUGCCUUCAAAUUGAAGAGGAAGGAUAUUCAGGAGAGGUACCAGCAUGAGAUCAAUCGUAUGUAUGCCUCAUGAUCGUGGGUUUGGUUCUAGGAAGCAAGCUCUUAAGUUCUAGAAGAAAUGAACUGUUGGAAGACUCGAAUGAAUGAAAGAACAACAAAGUACACUUUGCUGAUAUCUCUUGUAUGAGCUCAAGAGAAGAGUCUUGUGCGAGGCUGUGGCAAUUCUUGGAAUUGCAUUAGUACAAGAAAUAUUACUGAAAAUCAUUGUUCAAAUUAAUAAUUCUAGAAAAGGGAAGUGACCUUGGCAAACAAGGAAUGGUGGAGAUGAAAGUUAAUGUAUUUUUAGAACAGUAUGUAGUUCUUGGUUGUCUUUUUUUUUUUAUUAUUAUUUUAAAGUUCCCACAAGUUCAGUAAAAUUUUGUGGAACUAAUGUGUGGCAUAUUGUACUGUAUCAUAAAAUGGAACAGUGCACUAGUUUGAUGUAAAUAACUUUGUGACCUAUAUGUAGGUUUUGCUCUGUCAUGCAAAAGUCAGUGCAAAUUUUUUGAUGACUUAACUUGUGUCCAUGCUGUGCAUGGGCAGAUAGACAUCUGUUUGCAUCUCUGAAUACUGUAGCCCUGUACUAGUCUUAAGUUCAAAUAUUCAAUCCAGUUGCUAUGUACUUCACAUCACAUCUGCACUACAACACUUUACAUUGAUUGUGAUAUCUAUUUUUGUAUGUACAUAUACUUUUCAGUUUCUUUGCUGUGGUUUUAUGAAUUAGGCUAAAUAAUGUGAAAUUCAUCUUGAUGAACAAUUUGUAAAUAGAAUGUUAAUGCAAUGUUUGAGAUAAUCUCUGUAAAUGAGGUUGAUUGAAAGAAUGGGAAAUGUUAGGGAUUUGUAAAUGUGAAAGAUAAAAAUGAAUCUAAUUUUCCCUUUGAUCAGGGAAAUAUAAUUUUUGAUGUUAUGAAUAUGAUGAUAAAUUCUUGUAAAAAGAAUUCCACUGUCGACUGUCUUGUGUGUAUCAAAGUAAUUGAUAAGAUUUGUUAAAUGUUUGUGUGAAUGUGUGAAUGCUUAGUUACUGAGGUGUUGGCAAUUAUAAUUCAACUGGAAGAAUUAUGUACAACUUUCCCUUCUGAAUGGUAUGUAACUUCUAGGUGGUGCUAUGUAUUAAUUUUUGUUUUUCUUUGGGUUUAGGCCAUAUUCUCAAAUCUUGUAAAAAGUUAACAAUGAAUAUUUAAUUUUAAUGCAGAGUAAAUUGGCAUAUCAUGUACCUCCGGUUGUUGCAGUUUCUGGUGAGAAUUAUUUAUAAACAAGAUUGCAUGUUAUGGUGAACUGCAAUAAGUUGAAUUUUUCAAAGCGCUGGGCUUUUGAAGGUUUCUAUACAUCAGUGUACAAUGUGUACAGAUAUUUGUAUGUGCAAUAAAUUACUGUAAUUUGAAUAGUGCACAUUUGAAUGUAAAAUUACAUUUAAUGUUCCUUGUCCAUUCCCUUUCCAACGUGUAAUUUUUCUUUUAAACAGAAAAUAUUGAAAAAUGCUCAUGAAAACUAGCUGC